Chilo suppressalis (striped riceborer) is the source of this 6545-nucleotide messenger RNA. NCBI's taxonomy places the organism in Eukaryota, Metazoa, Arthropoda, Insecta, Lepidoptera, Crambidae. The record is from the annotation of a GenBank genome assembly.
UAGCGGCAUCGUGCUUGUUUUUUCAUCCUUAUCUUCAAGAAAAUUUGGUUGAUAAUCGUUUGGCAAGACUGUUUGGUGUGUUUGUAGUGGCAUCGAUCAAACUUAGCUAUCUAUUGUCAGGGGAACGCGAAAUAUCGCUCAUUAUAUGUGGUCGUCUGCUGCGCAUAACUUUAGUUUCGGAUCAGGAACCGUCGGGCUUACUAGUAAUCUUUGUAAAUCUUGGAAUUUAUCAGGAAUUCCACGUGAUUUAGUGAUGUGAACUGGGAAUAACCUACCGCCAUAGACUCUAAAAGAUGCCUGAUCAAUGAAAUAAGAACCCUGAUGUACCAUCACAAGGGAAAUAACCAAUCUCACCACAACGUUAGAAAAUAGUAGUAUUUGCUGACAUUCUGCUGUAAGGAAGAGAGGAAUUCCCCAAUGUCUCUUCAGAAAUGUCUUGAAGAAGCAUUCACAAGGUUGAAACCUGAAGCACCAAUUGUGGUGGAAAGGGGCAAGUGCUUCAUCACCCUCAGCUGGAGCGUCCCAAGACAGUUCCAGUUUUUAGAUGACCAGUUCAUAUACAGAAUUGAAAGGAACAAUAAAAUGCCGCCAUGGGUCGUCGAAUAUAGCGGUGGGAAGACAACAAAAAUCAUUGACAAUUUGUCUCCUCGACAUCCUUAUAGAUUCCGUCUGAAAGUACAAUUGAAAGCCACAGCUGUUCCGAAACUCCCAGAUAAGGCUUUACAUUAUUAUGGUGAUGAAUCUAUUGUUCGCAAUAAUAUCAAAGAUUUGGUAGGUCCAAGUGAUGACAAGAGAGGGAGAAAAGAAUUUGAAAGAGAUGAUCACAAAGAUAACGGUAAAAGAAACAGCUUGGAUGAAGACCAGCAUGUUGCAGCUAGAUAUGAUAAUCACGUAGCUGCAGAUAACAAAAGAUAUGCAACCCCAUCUGGCAAAAAUUGGUUGGACUCCCAAUGGUCUGAAGAGACUUGGACAAGCACCGACACGGACGGCACCUCCGCCGUAUGUUUCUGCAUGGCAGUACGAUGUGGAUACAUUAAACAGGUUCAAGUGAUGCUGGAGGAAAGACCAGCUUUGAUCGGGAUUGUUAAUUCCAAUAAUGGAUUUACUCCUCUCGCCACAGCCGUCAGAAAAGGUGACAUCAACAUGGUGAAGUGUCUACUGUCAGCUGGAGCCGAAAUAGAGCAGCGAUCGUCUGCUGGACAGACGGCUCUCCACCUGGCAGUGCUGGGCAGGCAUCCUAACAUAGUGGAGUUAUUGCUAGAGAUAGGGGCAGAUUUCAAGGCUCGUGAUGUGAAUGGACUGCAGGUGGAGCACUAUGCUGUAGACUCCUGCGACCUGGAAACGCUGAGACUUGUGCUGGAUAAGGGUGGUGACGUCACAGCUAUAGACAACAACGGCUGGACGCCACUAUUUAGAGCUUGUAAGGAUUUAGGAAAGAUUGUGUGCCAGGGUGCGUCGACGGCUGUGGUGGAUGAACUGAUGUUGCGCGGGAGUGAUCCUGGGAUUAGGGACCUCGCAGGCCUGCCCCUGACAUCAGUCGCUAGGUUACUCAAGAACAGGCAUGGCCGCAGCCGAGACUCAGUCCUUCGGCUGGUGGAUAGCACUUAUCCACACGAGAAAGCUCUCGCCAACUUCACAAGGCUCACCAAAAAAAUUUACAACGUACACGCUAUUUUUAAAUAAUGGGAAGAUGAAGACCUAAACUUCACGGGGUACAGGACAUAGACAAGGCAGGCAACACGUGAGUGACAUUUUCUGGUAUUACAGGCGUCUAAGGCUGUGAGGACCACGUACAACCAGGUAGACUACAAUAUGUAUGUUUGCCAACCAUCUUUACAUAAAAAUAUCUUAUAUCAACUUCACCAUUGCAACUGGAUGGAAGUUCAUAAUGGAUCUACAACACUUGUAAAGGCAGCCAAAAAUUAAAAAAGCUAGCUAGCUGAGAUGCAACUUUAAAUACCUAGAUUGGAUAUCAUAAUUAUUUUGUAACAGAAGUCAGAAUAAAAGAGAAGAGAUAAAAAUAAACUUAUUUAUUAAUAGAAAAACAUAUUUACAAACAUCUUAAAUCUAACGGAGUAUUGAAUUGCAUUCAACGUGUGACAAAGUGGUAACAGGAGUGAUUAGAAUAUAUUAUCGAAGGAGACACCAACCGCAACGAGGGAAACUCGAAACCCACAGCCAUCACCCCUAGCAAACAACACGAAAUGCAUUUAAUGGCAAGGCUUACGUUUACACAAUAAAUAAGUUACUUAAACUCAUAUUUCAAAAGAGUUUUAAGAGCGUAGCAAGUAGUAGAAGAUUCCAAUGUAUGGAAAAUUUACUAGAUGAUGAUGAAGACCAUUCGUGACCUACAAGGUCACUAGAAGUGCUAUACUCCUUUGUCGUUUGUUCUUCCACUGUGCCUUUUUCAAACUGAGUAACUUUUGUAUCUCUUUUCUUUCUCAUAGCUCUUUCUUCGUCUUCGUAUUCUUCAUCUACUUCUUCUUCUUCCUCAUAUUCUUGUUCUUCACUUUUCACUUCGUGUUUCUCACUCCCCUCAGGUUGCAAGUCGUCUCCUUUCGAUUCACUUUCUUUGUUGUAAGAAUUAACCAGUUUCAGAUGUGUUUUUCGAGUUUCAAGUGAUGGUGGAGUGAGCUCCUUAGCAGUUUCUGUACUGAUAUGUGCACUUACGAUGGGAGGUAUAGCACCCUUGAAUGGCCCGAAUUGUGGUGUUUUUAGCAGAAAUUCUGAACUGGCAGGUAGCUUUGAUGAGAAAACUUUAGUAUUAUCUUUAAUUUCAGGGAUGUUAGUAAGGGUAGCGGCGGAAACAGUUUUACCAUCAUAAGUUGUGAAUGUUUCUUGAUUCAACGCUAACUUUUGAGAAUGUUCUUUUGGUAAUUUUGGAUCAGGUGGUAAAUAUUGUGGACUGACUCUAUUUGAUUCCAUAACCAUAUCCGAUGGAACCUCUUUAUCCAUAUUUUUGUUGCUAAAUAGUGCGUUUAGUUGUUCUUCGGUCUUUACGUAUACGGGGUGUGGUCUAUCUUCUUUGGCAUGGUUACUUGGAAAUACUUCCCUUGUUCUGUCAUCCGUUGGAAUCAAAUGAUCAGGAGGGGAGGGUACGAACAUCGGCUCAAAAGUUUCUGUGAUCUUAUCACUUGGUUUUCGAUCAUAUACGUGAUUGAUGUACUGGGGUGACUCGUCAUAGUCUUCUUCUACAUCAGUAUCUUCGCGUCUAUUAGCACCUUGGUCUUCACUAGUAGCUAUUCUAUCCUCUGCAGCCAUUAAUGGUUCUCUAAUGAUGGGUUUAAAGCCACUCUCGACUACAAUUGAAUCCGGCUUAAAGCCAGUGUUUACAGCUGGAAAAGCUGGGUGUGUUGAGGAUUCCAUUGACUCUCCCAUGAAAUCAGAUGAUUUUAUAUCAUUCUGUGAUUGAACUCGAUCAUUGUCAACCUUUGUAUUUUGCUUAGGUGGCUGUGGAGAUUGAAAUGUUGGUGAUGGUGGUGUGAAUAUGGUUUGAUGUUUAGUAUGAGUCAUUUGUUGAUCAAGAGGUAAGGGAUGAUCCAUUGGUUUGCCUAAUAUGAUCUGACCUUGACUUGGCCGGCUAACAUACGUCUGCGGAACGCUCUGCUGAGUGAUUGCAUCACCCAGACCUGGUAAAGUAAUUUGACUUCUUACUACUUGAUUCAUUAUGAUAUCAGUUUGGCCAAGAUUAAGAGUAGCAGCUAGAGACGGUCCUCCAUUACUUGGCUUGCCUACAACUAUUGAUGAUUGCGUCUGUGGAUCUUGAGGCGGCUGUAGAGGCUGAGCAGGGUGAGAAGGCUUAUGGUUAUAUUUCAUCGGUCCUGGCUUAUGAUGUUGGAAUGGUGGCAUCGUUUUCACUGGCGGCACUCCAGGUGGUAGGCGCACAGGACCGAUUGGCAUUCUUCCGGGAUGUUUCAUCGGAGGUUUUUUCAUUCCAUGUGAGUUAUGAGAUCCGGGCAUCGGUAAUGGGUACCCGUUACUUCCUUUUUGGUAUCCGGACGGUGGACGCCGCAGUUUGAUUUCUGGUGGUAGCGGACGUCUAAACGGUGGUCUAGGGCCUGGUUUUCCCAUUGGGUUCGGCCGUAAAACUGACUGUAGCGUUAAAGGUUGUUGGUUGGGCGGUAAAAAGAAUGUUUCAGGAGUGCGUCCGACCACAUAUUCAUCUCCUUCUCUCAAAGGCCGUUCUGGUACGAAUGUUUCGUCUACGUUCUCAUGAACUUUGUACUGCGUGGGAACUCUGGUCUGGUUCCUCCUCAUCUCAUCUCGCAUCUCGCUCUCCAGACUCUCGACUGCGUGGAUCACCUCCUUGAUCUGCACUUUGGACACGGGCAACUCGUACUCCUCGGGCCGCUCGCUACUUCUACUGAAAUCGUUAUAAUUUGGUUUCGCUUCGGCAUUGACUUUGUGGCGGCGGUCGAAGAUGUUAUUGUCUGGUGUGACACGACUUUGUACCUGUAUAGAUUCUUCGCCGAUGAGAUCCUCCGGGGGGAGGACGCUCUCGACUAUGCGGCUCUCUUCCGCCUCGGUGGCGUCGCACUCGUCAACCACGUUUAUCUUCCAGCCGAGAUGACGAUGUGUGAAGCACUGAUAAUAGACUGUAUCCGGAGUGUUCUUGUCAGGGGUCCAUGUGACGACGCCAGGGUUGCCUUCCUCGCAAACCAGGGUCAAUGACCUCUGGUAGGCUCCGAAGGACGGGUAUUCAUCAGCUUCAGGUCCUGAAGUGUCGGGGGUCCAGUUGCAGAGGCGGCCAACGCCGGUAGGGAUAAGUUCGCCAUUACGCGACCGACGUACACCAGCAAAGAUUUUCACAACCUUCUUUUCCUCAUCGUUCUUGUGAUAGUACCCUCCUACGGGGUCAUCAGUAAUGUAGAAAGGAUGGUAGCGCGCUGGCACGCCCGGGUCAGCACCGCCCUCAGUCACGAACGUGUAUCGGCGCCCGCGCACUACAUUGAUCUCGGGGAUGAGCAGCCCGUUAAUGUACCACGAUAUUCCCCAACCCACGUGACCUGUGAUAGCGGAAUAGCCUUGCUUGCCCCCGGUUGGUCCCAUCUGCGCGUAGAACACGCCAUCUGGCGGCUCGUAACAUUGGAUGGCGGGGAUCUCCCAGGGUACCGCUUUCGGCACCGGCUUCGGUGUCGGAACCGGGUUUGGCUUGAUAACUGCUGUCUGUUCCUGCGCUGGUCUACUGGGUCUGGUCACCGGUUCGGGAACUGGUUGCUCCUUCUGCUCCUCUUCACUCUCGGGCAUAGGGCAGUUCCACACUGGGGGACGUCCAAAUUCAAUGAACUUGUCGCCCUUAGUGAAAUGAUGAUGGUAAGAGACUUCGUUCCUAGAGUUAAGCGGUCCAAGCGCCCAGAUGAUGGGCUGGGUGCCGUUGGUGAACACGGGCCUGUCCAGCUCGUCGGAUGCUUUCAAUGCUCGCUGAUACGUCACAAUGGAGUAACCAUUCACAAGCGCAGCGUUGAGCAAUCGGACUGAAUUGGUCUUCUCCCCAAGCCUCUCAUCAGGGCAGGAUCCCCUGACUCCCGCGCACUGACUCUUGGCAUCCAGGUAGUAGUCCACCGCGUAUCCCUUGAGGGUCUCCUUGUCCACCCAGGCCACCGCCACGUCGCCGCCCACCAUCUGUGAGUGGUCAGCAUCGCCCGAAAUGCCGAAAGACAUGUACUCGCCGUCCUCUAGUUUGGCGACCAGCUGAAGUACGAUACUGUCCCCGGCAACUGCCCAGCGUACUUCGAAGGCCAGUUCAUCAUGCAGUACUUCGCAGUUCAGCUUCGAUUGUGGCGACACACCCAGCAUCUUGAGGCUGGGCGGCACGUUGGCAAGCGAAGCGUGCGGUAAAGUCACGUGUCCGAAGUUCACCGUGAAGGCUUCGCACCACACCGCGAAAUGGCCAAUGUCAAACACCGUCAGGUCCCCGGGCAAGGUCAGGACGAUGGUUUUCUUGUCGUACUUUCUGAGUGGCACUUCUUUCCCGUUCUCGUCAGGGAUCCGGAUGCCUUGAGGGGAAGGUGUCUCUCCGCGACCCACCCAGAAUUUGGCAUCUGGAGCCUCUCCGUCGUACGAGAAGUUGGGCACGAGCAGUGUCUGCGCGUCUACCACCACCACAGGGUCGGAGGAGACGCCGUGCACCCCGCGUAAAGCGCCAACCUUCGCUGGCUUCGGGAACUCCCCGUCGCGAGGGAUCGACACGUCGCCGAAGUUCACCGAGUAAUCGUCGCACCACACGCUAAACCAGCGCACGUCCUUCAGUGUGUGCCCGUCGGGGAGAGAUAUCGUGACGCCCUCGCCGCGGUAUCGCCGCAGUGGGCCCGUGCCGCCGCGUUCGUCACGCAGUCGGGUUGCUCCCGCCGCCAUUGGAGUCUUGGACGUACCCACAUAGAAGUAUGCGGCUGGCCCUACUCCAUCGUAAUGGAACCCAUCGAUGUACAGCGUGCGCGCGUCAACUGCGUAGACGGUUCCACGCACGCCGUGAUGCAGCUCCGACAGGGGACCCAACCGCUUGCCUAAGUACCGGGCGCUGGAGCAUGUGCCUGUAACAAUAAGAA